Messenger RNA from Aspergillus ibericus CBS 121593, 748 nucleotides. RefSeq lists its product as uncharacterized. The record is from RefSeq and is a predicted model, not a curated record. The transcript has a single exon. NCBI's taxonomy places the organism in Eukaryota, Fungi, Ascomycota, Eurotiomycetes, Eurotiales, Aspergillaceae. The coding region runs from base 160 to 678 and encodes 172 amino acids.
GCUAGAACAUGAACAUUUCGCAACUAAACACCAAUGACGCUUCAAUACAGAACCGAGCUGCUGUCAUUGAGGAUGGAGGUGGCGUUGCUGAUUAUUUAAGACAGGCCCCAGUCCAAGACCUUCGGAAUCUGUUCCACGCGGCAGACCCAGUAGCACGUCAUGCAAGACUCUCACAAAAUACACAUCUACUGGAAGAUAUUAAACGCCGGCAUCCGGCGUCUGAGAGAAGAGUUUUCAAAAGCGAUUUUAAAUUCAUUAUGGUAUGAUAAAAGAGAUGUAUCCCGUCAUCGACAUUCACCCCUCAUCGCCCUCACUGAAGAGGACCCAACGAGAGGCAAACUUCCUAUCAAGGAAAAUUGCAGCAUUUCUCUCCAGAGCCGAUCAGUCCGUAGACCGAAGGCAACACGUCGCCGUGGAAAAGGCUGGACGACGGUCGUGGCAGGCUCUGUUAAAGCUUUUCGAUGUAUGGAGAGAAAAGAAAAGAAGAGGAAAGAUCGCCGCGGUCGCCCGCUUUUUAUAGCCGUUGUGCGUCACGUGAGGCGGGUCCCGGUCUCGCUUGACGGCGCCAGGCACCAAGGCCCCCCAAGGCUAGCGGGCGGCCCGUCAGGCACCAGGGCUCCAAGGCUCCCACGGCCAUCAUUCAUCCAGUCUCUACUGGCUAUUUAUGUACAGAACUAAGUACUGCUCUCGGCCAUCGUGACCACAUCUACAUAGAACCUCAGCCCCAUUGGUAAUUCCUUCUUCGCUC